Messenger RNA from Panthera uncia (snow leopard), 7147 nucleotides. It is a transcript of the gene DENND11, whose product is annotated as DENN domain containing 11. The coding region runs from base 25 to 1392 and encodes 455 amino acids. The transcript has 9 exons. Gene Ontology annotation, cellular component: cytoplasm. NCBI's taxonomy places the organism in Eukaryota, Metazoa, Chordata, Mammalia, Carnivora, Felidae. The record is from RefSeq and is a predicted model, not a curated record.
CCCGCGGCUCCUCCUCGCUUCGCCAUGGUGGAGCGGGGAGACGCGGCGCCGCUGCUGCGCUGGGCCGAGGGCCCCGCCGUCUCCCCGCCGCAGGCCCCGGAGCCGCAGGCCGGAGGCCGGGGCUGGGGCAGCGGCGGGGGCGGCCGGCCGGCCGCGGAGCCGGCCAGGAGGCGGGGGCCCGAGGAGCUGGGCGCCUCCGAGGUGCUGCUGCAGCCCGGGCGCCUGGAGCUGGGCGACGUGGAGGAGGACCAGGUGGUGGCCGUGUUCGUGGUCACCUUCGACCCCCGCUCGGGGAACAUGGUGGAAUGGUGCUUACCUCAAGAUAUUGACCUUGAAGGUGUUGAGUUCAAGUCUAUGGCCAGUGGGUCCCAUAAAAUUCAGUCUGACUUCAUCUAUUUCCGAAAGGGACCCUUCUUCGGCCUGGCCUGCUUCGCCAACAUGCCUGUGGAAAGUGAGCUGGAACGUGGUGCACGUAUGAAGUCUGUGGGCAUCCUGUCUCCGUCCUACACCCUGCUUUACCGGUACAUGCACUUCUUGGAGAACCAGGUUCGACACCAGCUGGAGACGCCAGGACAUUACUCUCAUCUGGCUGCGUUCUAUGAGGACAAGAAAGGGGUGCUCCAUGCCGGUCCGGGGAGAGGCGGCAGCCUGCCCCCUGUCUACUGGCUGCCUUCCAUCCACCGAUACAUGUACCCUGAGAUGAAGAUCACUCACCCAGCCGGCUGCAUGUCUCAGUUUAUCAAGUUCUUUGGAGAACAGAUCCUCAUCCUUUGGAAAUUUGCCUUACUUCGAAAGCGCAUUUUGAUAUUUUCUCCCCCUCCUGUGGGCGUUGUAUGUUAUAGAGUGUACUGCUGCUGCUGCCUGGCCAACGUCUCCCUGCCUGGCAUCGGGGGCGCCAUUCCUGAGUCCAAGCCUUUCUUCUACGUGAACGUGGCCGACAUCGAGAGCCUGGAGGUAGAGGUGUCCUAUGUGGCCUGCACCACGGAGAAGAUUUUCGAGGAGAAGCGGGAACUGUACGACGUCUACGUGGAUAACCAGAAUGUGAAGACGCACCACGGCCACCUGCAGCCCUUGCUGAGGAUCAACAGCGCCGACCGGGAGAAGUACCGGCGGCUCAACGAGCAGAGGCAGAUGCUGCUGUACUCCCAGGAGCUGGAAGACGACUACACCCCCUGUGAGGAGGACCUCUUUGUGCUGUUUUUCCUAGAGCAGAACAACCGGAUAUUUCAGACUCUGUUGGAGGUGUCCGCCAGUCAAGACAAAACUCUGACCGCUGAGCACGCCCGGGGCAUGGGUCUAGACCCCCAAGGGGACCGGAGCUUUCUGAUGGACCUGCUGGAGGCCUAUGGCAUCGACGUCAUGUUGGUCAUUGACAACCCCUGCUGCCCAUAGGAAGAGUGAGCCCAGACCGGUGAGCCGCUCCUCACGUGGGGAGUUCACACUGGGCCCCCAAGGACCUCCUUUUUUAUUAAGUUGACACAAAGGAAUAUGGUUUAUACUUCCCAACAAAUGUGAUUUUUUGCAAUCUCCUUUCUCCCUUCCUUCCUAGUGGUAAGAUGAGACCACCUUGGUUUUGUGCCCUGCCCUGGUGCCAUGUUGGAAUGGACCACUUUCUCCCAGAGCUACUGCCUGGGUUUUGUCAUAGGCGUCAUCCGAGUGGCUUCUCUUGUGUCCUGGUCGAGUGACUUGAGGGGAUGUGGUGAAGGCCAUGUGUCACUGGGAGCGGGCUGAGCUCGGAAACACUGGGGUGGGCUGUUCAGAAAGUCUCCAGGAGUUCGUCCCUUGCGGUAUUCUGUCCAGGGUGGCCUUGUACGUGCAUCUCCUCAAGGUGGAAGCUAGAGCUCAUGACCUUUCGAGGUGUUUUAUCAGUUCCGGGAGUCCAGUGUUGGGAUCAGAUCCCUUUUCCUGUUCGCUGGGGCAAAUCUGUCUUCUCUGUUCAUGUGAGUGGAGACCUCAAAGAGGAACAAGAGGAUGUUUCCGUCACAAAGCAUGAGCUUCUCUAAGGACAGAAUGACAAGAAGAGGUUUCUUACCAGCCAGCUGGAAAGUAAAAUUGUAGCCUGAAGUGUUGAAACUUUCCUCAGAGUAAAUUAACGGUGGCCACUCAACGUAAAACUCCUCCUUUCUCUGAAUCCCGCUCCUUCAGGGAUGGCCCUGGAGCUUGCAAGCAAAUUCAUUUUACAAUUGAGCUUCCUUUAAGGGCUAACUAUGCUCUUAGAGCAAUGUUUGUUCCCACCAAAGGUAGAGCAGUUGGGGUUCAAAGAGGAUAGAGCAGAAGAUGUUUCUCUGAGAGUUCUCUGGACAUAUCACCAGCAGAGCCUCGGGAUCAAAACAGAGAUUCACUGGAUUCCAUAUUCCAGCAAGGAUCCGGAGUUGGUUACUCAGAGUUUGAAGCAUGGAACAAGACUGUGUACCAGUCUGGGGCCCUCACAAACAGAUUUCUUGCCAGCAGAGUUGACAGUCCUUGAGCUAAGCAGUUGGGGCCAGAGACAGAACACGUUUGUUGGAGAGCAAAUUUGAUAGUGCCUUCACCUAGAGAAGUGGUUGGAACCCCCGAGCGUCAGUGAUGAGUUUACCUGUGUCCCUGUGACAUGUUUUGGUGUGGGACGGCUCCUGUGGGUCCCUGCCUGUUCUCUUUGGCUGUGCAUUCCAGGAAUGCCAACUUAGGUGAGACCGUAGGUAUUUGAAGCCAGCUCCUGUGAGUAGAGGUUAGGGCUUUUUUUGGCCAUAGUUUAGGAUUUUGACUUGGGCUCCUGGGUUGUUGGUGACUUUCUUCCCUCUCGAUCUUCUUGCCUGGCUCUGUUACUGGAAUAGCCAUCCGUGUGUCCAUGUCUGUGACCAGGUUCCAGCCAGGCUACUACACACAGCAGAGAAAUGACUUUCAAGUGGAUGGCACACAAGUCUUACAGCUUUUCAGGGCUCACUGCUUUACUCAAAAAUAUUUUCACUGUAGUUCCAUGAUAGGGGAUUCACGACUAAAGAAAUUCACAUGUAAAAAUGCAAAUACGUAUUGAUUAAUCAAAGUAGGUUCUUUUAUGUAAAUAUAUAAAUAAGUUUGGGCAUUGAAAUGUAAACUGUACAACUAAUACACUUUUCUCCUCUGCAGUGUGGAUUUAGCCAUUUCAGUAAUAUAGAUGUUUACAAAAAAAGCCUCGCCGCCUCUUUCCUUGAAGAGCAACCUUCUCUUGUCUCUGGGGAAGGAGCAGCCUUUCGGACUUGGGUCAAGUCAUGGUGACUUUUAGUGCUAUCUGAAGGCUCAAGGUUUUCUAAGUUAGGGGGAUGGUCGAUCGGAAGCAGGAAAGGUCGGAUUCUCUUGGUGGACGCAGGCCCCCUUCCUCUGGAAUUGAGGGGUUUGUUGGAAAGGACUAUCUUAAAGCACGUCCGUCCCCGCGCCCUUCUGCAUGCAAACACUUGUGUUUCUGUGGAAUUGUAACUCCAAGCUCAUAAGUGCUCAUGUAAAGGUCGUAAGGUGAAAAUAAGGUUUCUGUUCUUUCCUUUGCGUUGCGGGUCGGGGUUCUGGGUUCCCUUUAGCUGCAGACUCUUCCAGGCGGUUGUCUGGCGGCUAUGGGCCGCCCCCUCACCCUCGGGCAGGGGGCUGGGGGCUGGGCACGGAGGGGAAUAAUACGAGUGAGCCUGGGCUCAGCUGACCCCAGGACAGAACUGCUCCCCCUCCUGCCCUGUAUUCCCUCUGUGAGGAGACGCAGCCGUCCUUCCCUUGCCAGUGUCAUUAUCAGCCAGAAGCCCAGCACAGCACCUCUGGCUGACUGAGCAACAUGCCCCGUCGCUCUGUAGUCAGUCAUACGGAGGUCCCCUUUGGAAGACUUGCUCUGUCCCCCACCCCUGCUUCCAUCCCCCUGUCCUCUCCCCAGUGUCUCCAGUUAGCGGCUGCCCCUUCUCUACAAGGGGAACCGGAGAGUGAGGUACCCGGCAGGGCUCCCUGCAGUUACAGAAGCUAGAAGCCACGUGGACCAGCUUUUCUGUCACUGUUGAACUAUUUCCUUAAAACCCUUCUGCUUUCGGUCAGAAGACAUUGGUCAACGUUCUUCUUCACCGCCUCGUAGAUCGAUAAGCUCUGGAGGGCGGGGAUGGUUACCACCGACCCUUGGGGCAGAGCUGGAAGCCUAGGUGGGGUGGCUGGACCCGUGGUAGCCUUCUGCCCUUCUGUGCUGUUGAACCUCACCCCCUCCCCUGCCUCCUCUCAGCUGGCUGGGUCCUUCUGAGAACUCUCAGCCUGGUCUAAUGCCAUGCUAUGAGCCAUGUGGUCACCUGGAAACGUUGCUGACCUGAGACACCUGGGCUGCUGCCGCCGUUGAAUCAAGGCAGAAAAAACCAGGUGGCAGGACUCCUUGUGGGACCAAGAACCCAGGCCUGGGGUUUACUGACGUCCCGCCAAAUGCGACAGAGGCCCAUUUAGGUGGAUUUUUCCAAUUCUGCAGGCUCGGCAGAUGGUAAUAGUCAGCCAUGGGGAGAAUGUCUGGUUGCCCUCUGGCUUAGGCUUCUUUCUUCAGGAGUCAGAAACGGUAGGAUUUAUCUCCUACGAGAGCAAAAAGGGUGGGCCAAUUUGUGUAGAAUUAACUAUGGCUUUAGACAAGCACGAAGCACUCCUUAGGCCCGGUGUCUGUUCCAGUAUCAUUGUGCCACCUGGGGCCUUGCACGGUCCUCCGGCAGCCAGGACGGCCGUGAGUCAGAAGGCUCUCGCCUCCCACAGCCGCCAUCCGGCAUGGCACCUCUUCCACUCGGCCGGGGAGGGGUGCCGAAUUCAUUGGUAAUGAUAGAAAUAACUUGGCCCAGAAUUUGCAUCUAUAGCUUCCCUUGUUUUGCUCCUCGUGAAAAUCAAGAUGGGAAAUUGAAGUGUAGCACAGUGCACAGAUCAUUCUAAAUACCACCUGUGAAGACUCAUUUAUCAGUGUAACUCCCUGAUAUUUUAACCGGAAGGUAAAAGUAAAGAGAAAUCCGACCUGAAUCGCUGUUUUUCAUUCCGGUGGCUACGAGGACGAACUUGCUAUUCGUCUUGAUCCACUGAAAGCCCUUCCAACACAGUAAAAAGAUGAGAUGAUUCACCUUUAAACCGAGGCCUUCAGGGAAGCUUUUGUAAAGGGCAGUCAUGAAUUAACGUUUUAAUGGUAGGACAGCAACCCUCUGAGAAGAGGCAGGGACCUCAGGGACCUUUUUUUUUUCCCCCUGAAACUGCAUAGCCCAGGGAAUGGAUUGAGAUGUUUUCUCCAGUCCCCGUACAGAUCAUACUUGGAAAGGUAAAGGAGCAGGAGGGCGUCGAAUAAAAUUGUAAGACAACGUUCAGCUUGACACUGAACUUUCCUUUGUAGGAUGCCAGUUCUGAAAUAGGCAGGAAAGUCAACAUGGGGACCAACACGUCAUGCGGGGGCUUUCACCUCCCUGUCCAGUUCCUCACUAGUGGGCUCAGGAUCUGAGGUCCAGCCCCAGGGUCUUCCCGCACUUCGUGCCCUGCGGUGAGGCUCCUCCAGGGCCGGGGGGCUUACCUCCGCUGGCCCCCACCUGCCCCUUCUUGUUUCAGGAAGACCCUUCUCUGAUUUCAGGUAGGGGAAGAGAAGGGGUCAAGGGCUCCUCUUACCCCUGAGUCCGUGGGUUUCGAAGAUUCCAUCUGAUGACUAAUAUACCUCUGUUCCCAGGAGCUGCUAGGGCACUGAGUGUUGGGAGAAAGGCUGUGAAUUAAGUUACUGUUUUUCUUAUGAGAAAUGGGAGUUUAUUUUUAUGUCGAUAUUAUUAUGUGAUGAAUUAAGUGUGCAGAUGUGGAAACGGAAGAAAAUCUCAAAACUAGAAUCCUGGAAGAAACAAGUUUUGUAACUUGGAAGCAACUGAAACCUCAUAGAAGUGUCAUUAUUCGUCUUUGAGCGUGAAUAAGGACACUGUGCUGGGAGCCUUAGCCAUGCUCUCUGGGAGGUGAACGGGAGGGUCUUCGAGAGGAUGGCACGGGCAGCGACCUCAAGGGAAACUCUUGCUUCACGUGAGGAGGCCGAUCAGCAGGCCUCUUCCUGAAGCCACGUGGUCUUCUGCCUGGCACUUUCUCUCUGGAGCCGGAAGACGGGGGCAGUUGGGUAAAACUCAUUUAGAAAGGAAGUAAGAAUUUUCUAGUGAUUACAAACAAUGAUGGGGGGCCGGGGGGAAGCCCUCUUUAGAGUUAUUCCAGAAGCUCAGCAUAGGAUGGGCUUUUAGCAGUAACGUAAUCUAAAUUCAGAAAAUUUAUUUACUUACCGUAGUGUAAGGAUAGGUGUGAAUUACGUUGGCUUUGGAAGGCGUGUUUAGACUAACGAUACAUUUAGUCUGCUUUCUAAAGACAGCUGGGGAAUGCAGGGGUAGAGUAGGGCAGGGCCUUAGAAAUUAGCCAGGGAGGAUCCACAAAAUGAAAAAUCCCCAGAGAGGUCAUAGAGUUAGCUGGUUGCAAAUAGAUUUCAUUGAUGUUGGAGUGAAAACCUCCUUAGGCCAAAUGAAGCGAAGAUAAAAAGUGUUCAAAAAUUUGGAAGGCGGCCUCAGGAAUAGUUUGACUCGAGUGCCCACAAAGACCAUAAUGAGGAAAGGUAUGAAUUCUGUGCUGUUGAGCAGUCCAGCUAGGACACUUCAGGGGUACAGAGUAGAGGAAAAGAAAAUCAACCUCCUUAUUUACCCAAGCUUGUUGGCUGAAUUUUUUUUUUUUUUUAUAGGUCUGGGAAGUCAACCUUUUCUGAAAAAGGAAUGGUUGUAGCCUUGGAAAAAUGGUUUUCCUAUUUCUCCCAAGUUAGGAUUAACAUAGCCUCCCUGUCGCCUUAAAUGUCAAACCCCUAUUUUAAUACCCCAGCAUAAGAGUUCUAGCAAUAAGAAACACUGAAUCUAUUUUUGUUUAAAUUCUUGACCUCAUAGUAUGAAGCUAGUAAGACAGUUGAUAAAUUUCACCCUGAAUACUAGUCGCAUAGGUACGUUCUUCUGUUUUGAUGGUAAUGAUUUUAAUGCUCUAAAGAAAGCUGGUGUUAAUCCUGAAGCUAUGAGGAGUGAAUGUUUCUUUAAUGAUUGUUUUGUGGUACAAAUAACAUCUGUGUGUAUCAUAUCUGUAUAUAUCGGAACCAAGUUGUGUGCAGAGAGGUUGAUAUAACUAUAUUUACAGAAAACAAUUUUUACAAUUAAAAUUCACAUUUUAA